This is a messenger RNA of Grus americana (Whooping crane), 5145 nucleotides long. Its product is annotated as ETS translocation variant 3-like. Gene Ontology annotation, molecular function: sequence-specific DNA binding; DNA-binding transcription factor activity, RNA polymerase II-specific. Gene Ontology annotation, cellular component: nucleus. The record is from RefSeq and is a predicted model, not a curated record. Gene Ontology annotation, biological process: regulation of transcription by RNA polymerase II; cell differentiation. Lineage: Eukaryota; Metazoa; Chordata; Aves; Gruiformes; Gruidae. The coding region runs from base 201 to 1784 and encodes 527 amino acids. The transcript is spliced from 5 exons.
GUGUGGGCGGUGGCGGCGGUUCCGGUUCCGGUGGCCGUGCGGGGGAGGCAGCGGCGGCGGCAGCAGCGAGGCGAGCGGCGCGUACCCCGCAUCGGCACCGCGGCCCGGGCGCGCUCCGCCGCCCCACCGCACCCGCUUCAACCGCCGGACCCGGCCCGGCCCGGCCCGCGCCGCCCCCGCAGUCAGCAGGAGGGAAGAAAAUGAAAGCAGGGUGCAGCAUUGUGGAUAAGCCAGAAGGAGGAGGAGGUUAUCAUUUCCCAGAGUGGGCUUACAAGACCGAGUCCAGCCCCGGCUCCCGGCAGAUCCAGUUAUGGCAUUUCAUCCUGGAGCUGCUGCAGAAGGAGGAGUUCCGCCAUGUCAUCGCCUGGCAGCAGGGCGAGUACGGGGAGUUCGUCAUCAAGGACCCUGACGAAGUGGCCCGGCUGUGGGGUCGGAGGAAAUGCAAACCCCAGAUGAACUACGACAAGCUGAGCCGGGCUCUCAGAUACUAUUACAACAAGAGGAUUCUCCACAAGACGAAAGGCAAAAGAUUUACCUACAAGUUCAACUUCAACAAGCUGGUGAUGCCCAACUACCCGUUCAUUAACAUUCGGCCUAAUGGUGUUGUGCCGCAGAGCGCUCCUCCUGUCCCCACGGCUUCGUCCCGCUUCCAUUUCCCACCGCUGGACAGCCACUCUCCCACCGAAGAUGCCCAGCCCGGUCGGUUCUCCGGUGGGUCCCUGGUCCCAUCCAACCCAGAAGCGUUGGGUGACGGCGGCGAGAGGAAGCCGGACAUGCCGGAGCUGGAGGACGGCUCCUCGGAUUGGCGCCGUGGCGUGGAUCUCAUGGCCUCGCGCAACGCCGUGGGCGCUGGUAGCGUCAACCACCAGAAGCGCAAGCCCGAUAUCAUGCUCCCUCUCUUCACCAGACCCGGGAUCUACCCGGAUCCUCACAGCCCCUUUGCCGUGUCCCCUCUGCCGGGGCGCGGCGGGGUCCUGAACGUCCCGAUCUCUCCUGCGUUGUCCCUGACUCCCACCCUGUUCUCCUACAGCCCCUCUCCGGGCCUCAGCCCCUUCACAGGUAGCAGCUGCUUCUCUUUUAACCCCGAGGAAAUGAAACACUACCUGCAUUCGCAAGCUUGCUCCGUCUUCAACUACCACCUGAGUCCGCGGACUUUCCCCCGCUAUCCGCUCAUGGUGCCACCACUACAGUGCCAAGUGCCCCUCGAGGAGCAGCCCCAGUUCCCCAUCAAGCUGCAGCCUCCACCCGUGGGGCGGAAAAACAGAGAGAGACUGGAAAGCGCCGAGGAACCGGUGGCUCCCCAGCUAGCUACUCCUCCUCCCAGGGUCAAGGUCGAGCCCGCAAUGGACAAGGAGGCAGAAUCCGAAGAGCCACCGGCGAAAGGAAAAGACAAAAGCGAGAGAGAGGAAGGCUCCGGCACGGCAGGCGGCCUGGAAGAGGAGAAAGGCCCUGUGUUCGCCAGACCAGCCGCGCCGUCAUGGCACCCAGCCCCACCGGCGCCCAGCCAGGCCGGUUUCUCGGCUGAAGAAGCCCAGGAGCAAGGGGAGAGCAGCGGGGAGAAGUCAUCCCGAGAGGCUGCCGGAGAAUCGGGGCCGCAGGAGAAGAGAGAGGACGCCCUGAUGCCUCCGAAGCUGCGUCUCAAGCGCCGCUGGAACGGUGACCGGCAGGCGGACGUCCCCGAGGAACGCCAGAACGGCCGCGUCCACUGGAACGGGGCGCUGGGCAGCCCGCACCUCGCGGCGGGUCCCAAGGCCGUGACGGCCACGGCUGCCUCCGACACCUAAAGCCCGGGGGAGCCUCGCAGUCCAGCUGUGCUGAAAACAUCUGUGUAUUUAUGUAGCAAGGUUGCAGAGCGCGGGGGGCGGGCGGGGGGCUGGGGCUAGCCUGGUUUGGUAAUUCUAGAGACUAGGGAUUUUGUGUUCUUUGUUUUCAUUGUUGAAUUGCAGGUGAGACGCGGUUGUCUUGCUCUGAUUUAGGAGAGGCGAGGGAAGCCGGUCGCUCUUGUGCGCGAGCUUCAGACCUUGCACGAACUCCAGUGGGGUCGAGGCCUCCACCGGGACGGAGGAACUCCAGACACGGUCUAUUUUAUAUACGCUCUAGUAUUUAUAGAAGCAGGAAUCUCCAAAUUCAUCUAGUUUCCCCCCCCCCCCCUUUUUUUUUUGUUAUGGUGCAACGGUGGGAGAGGAUUUCCUACCCGUUCGAGACGUGCCGUGCGUCAGCCUCGGAAGCUGGCCGUAUUUUGGGGGGUGGGCGGGCUGGGGGACGGGGCGAGGGAAUAUUGCACUGUCUGUGGAGCGGGGAAGGUCGCGGAAAGACACAACUCGGAAAAAUCACCGGCGCGCCAGCGAGGCGGGGGACGCCGCCGGAGAGGGAACCGCGUUCCCGGCGAGCGGAUCUCGGUAGCGCUUCAGGAUACGUUAGUCGUCCUUUUCGCCUUUCUGAAAUACUGCAGAAGCCAUGAGCAAAAUAUUAAAAAAAAAAAAAAAAAACCUUUCAGGGAAGGGAGUGGGGUGGGAAAAAAAAAAAAAAAUAACCUAAUGCCUUUAAUAUACGCAUUAAAAUGUACCCUAGGUUUUUUUUUUUUUUUCCUCCUAAUUGUAUGGGUGGAGUUGGGAGUGAUUGGAAGAUUAACACUGAAAUGAUUGUGGUGAGUUCAUAGAGGAGGAAUGACAGGAGCUUUGUUAAAUCUUAUUUCCUUUGUUUGGUUCCCCUAUCACUUUGACUCAUGCCUUAACUACGCGUACACUUUAUGCGAGCAGGGUCUUAUCGACAGAAGCUGCCUGUGCGGGAGCUGGAUGCGUUUGGCCGAGGUUGGGUUUCGCGGAGGUUUUUGGAUUUUGCCUGAUGACGGAGAAGCGACGGAGGUUCCGGGAACGGAGGGGCGGCCGUUGCCGCCGGGCUCCGUCUCCCCAGGCUGUGUAAAUCUCGCUGUAUUUUCGCUAUAAAUCUGCUAUUUCCCUAUGCAGCUGCGUUUCUCGUUAGGCUGAUUAACUUAGGCUCCGGAUUACACCGAGGAACGUGUUUUGUCUCCCGCUGCGUCGGGACGAAUCCCUGACAAUUCCUUGAAAGGAGCUUGGAAAGAACCGAUCUCCGCGGGGAUAGAGCUGUAUCCAGAGAGCGGCCGAUUAUUCACGCGCUCGUAGGCGAGAGGCGUGCGCGGGCAGAUUUCUCCGGUCGAGGAUUCGGUAACUGUUGUAGGAGGGAGCGCGUGUGAGCACAAGAUUUAUUUGCAAACGCUAUUAAGGCAGGUAGACGGGGCCGGUCGGGCUCUGCCGAAACGAGAUGCCGUGUGUGGUACCCAGAGGGAUGCGGGGGGGUGGGGGGGGGGUGGAGGGGGCCAUAAUUUGGAUUUACCUCCGUGGCCGGAGCCGAGAACGGAGGAAAGGGAGAAGGAGCCCCUCGAUCCAGACCCCCCCGAACUCAGGAAUUAAGAAACACGAGGCCUUUGCCCAGCAGUAAUGCAUAUCGUCACCCCCCAAGUGCCGGAACCUGCGGGUGCCGCUCCCGUUUUGGGGAGGGCGGGGGGGGGGGGCGCAGAGCUGCCCUUCUCGCCCUUCGUUUAAGGCAAAAAAAACAAAAAAAACAAACCAAACCCAAAAACCCACAAAAAGUUGAACCGUUGUUUGGCUUUAAAAAGUUUGUAAUCGGUUUUGGGGUGGGGGGGGGGGGGUCAGGGAGGGGGUGUUUGUCUUCGUAGCCAUUGCACUGCAAACCGGGAGCUCCGCGUUCAGGGAUAAAGGACUCAGGUUCUCAGGACAACGGACCGGUGACCGGCUGCGGGCGAUGGGCUCCGCUUCGGAAGCUGGAAGUAGGGGCUGGGGGGGGGGGGGGAAGGGAGAGGGCAGGAGACCCCCCCCUCCCCACCGCCACCGCCGGCUCAGGGGGGCACCUCGGGGCGAGGCAGGGGCUCCCCCCCCCCCCCAGACUUCACAUUGCCUAGCGGCAACCUCGGAGGAGGCUGCUUAUAAAUACAUUUUAAAUACUAAAUAAUUAAAAAAAAAAAAGACAAAAAAAAAAUUAUAUAUAUUCCGAUGUGCCAAAAGUUUAAAUGGUUGAAAUCUCAACGUCCACCUGUAUUAAUUAAUCAAGAGCAUGUUAAUGUUUAAACCAUUUUUGCUUUGUUUAGUCAUAGAGAAUCUGUAGGAAAGAGACUUUAAUCGGACAACCAGCAGUAAGCCAAGAUUUAUUUUUUGGGGGGGGGGGGGGAAGAAAUCCCCCAAAGGAUCAAGACGGGGCAGGGAGGAUCAGCCACACGUCUCCCCGCGGCGGCGAACGAGCCCGGCAGAAUUUAACGAACUGCAGAGCUGAAACGAGCCCCAGGCAGGGGCCACCGUCCCCAAAUCCAGGGGAGGAGGAGGAGGAGGAGGAAGAGCCCCUCUCCAGAAGCAUUAACCUCGGCGGCUGAUCGCGUCGUCCUCGUCGCCUGCGGGAGGUUCCGCCCGUUGCUCGGUUGUCCCUCGUUUUUAUUUAUUCCAUAAUUAUGUUUUUGUUUUUAAAGUAACUUGUUGGGGGGGGGGGGUUGGUUUUUUGGUUUUUUUUUUUCUUCUCUUUUUUUUUUUUUUGUCUUAUGGAUCCUGGUGGGUUUAAAAAAAAAAAAAGAAUUUCUUCUUUUGGUUUGAAAUAAUCGUAAUCAGAUUGUUUUAAAAAAAAAAGUUUGAUUUUUUUUUUAGAGUGCUUUUAAGGAGAAAAUAUUUACCAAUAGAAAGUUGCAUUUAUUUUAUUUUUUUUUCUAAAAAAAAAAAAAAAAAUCGCUUUUCCUGAGGCAUGUUCUUUGACUUUACUAGAAUCGAUUCAGCAGGGAUUAGGAUGGAUGCAUACACGUACGGCGGGGACGUGGUUAGCUUGAGCUGUCUGUCCACGGAGAGCGGGAUUGAACGUGUGUGUAUAUGUACAUACCAAUGUAAAGUAGUCUUUAAAUACUCCAUUGUGCAGUGCCUUUAGACGUUCCACUUUCUAUAAAGUCUUCAAAAAAAAAAAGUUUGCAUAUAUAUAUUAUAUAUAUAUGAUGUAAUGUUAUAGAAAUAUAUGUAUAAUAUACAUAUUUUUUCCAGGGGUAUCUGAUAGCUCUGUAUUUUGUUAUGGAAGUUGAAAGAAAAAAAAAAAAGUAUUUUACCUCAAAUUAAAAAGUUAAAUAAACCUUUUAAA